This is a messenger RNA of Phalacrocorax carbo (great cormorant), 1949 nucleotides long. Lineage: Eukaryota; Metazoa; Chordata; Aves; Suliformes; Phalacrocoracidae. The record is from RefSeq and is a predicted model, not a curated record.
AGGCGGGAGGAAGGGGCGGUGAUGCCGGGCGGCUCUGCCUCCCCGCUGCCCCCGCCGUGCGGGGCAGGGCGCGCCCACGGAGCGCUCGGAGGGACCCGCACCGGCUCCCCAGGUAGGGGACAGGGACCACCCCCAGCUCGGCCGGGGAGGAGGAAAACCGGCGGCUCCCGCGGGCGAGGAUUUGAGCGGCCGGGCGAAGGCUGGCAGCGCCGGAGCCCGUUUGGGGUUUUGCCGGCGGGGAGGGAGGGAAGGAGGGAACGAAGCCGCUCGGGGUUUUUUUUUUUCUUUUUAAUCCCUUCCCCUGCUUGAGUCAGAGGCUGAAGUCACCAGCGUGCCUGUCCCGAAGCUUUUCCCCUGCCGCAGGGGGAUUGUCUGUCCCCUGAAAGGAUGCACCGACGCCCGUGAGUGGGAUUCUGGGGGAGCGGAGCUGCCCUGUGCCGGGGCAUGAGACCAGGCAACUCGUCACACAGGUCCGGCCCUUCCACAGCUUCUGCAAUGCUGCCGGGGAAAGCAGAGAAGAGGAUCGCUUCGUCCAUCUUCAUUACCCUGGUGCCGCCACAGAGGGAGGCAGCCACCAAGGAGAAAACCCCAAGGGAGACCCGGACGGAUGGUGCUGAGGCCCUGGGCACCCGUCGCCCCCGGACCCCACCGCCGCAGCCCCCCGCAUUGCCCAACGGAGAAACACGCCCAGCGGCCCCCGUGCCUUUGUCCCCGCCAGUCCUUGUCCUCUCCGAAGCGCCCCAGCCCUUGUCUGCGGAGGCACUGGGUUCAGCGCUGCAGCAAGUGGACCUGGCGGCACCCGCCACCCUUCAGGCCCCUUCCGCCUUCCCUGCCGAAUUGAGGCCGCCCAAAUUUUGCCAGGAGCAAGCAGGCAAGCCGCAGUGGCAGGAUGCGAAUGGAUACCCGGAGAGGGACAGCUCCAGAGACAUCUGUGCCUUCUGCCACAAAGCGGUGGGGCCCCGGGAGCCGACGGUGGAGGCGAUGCGGAAGCAGUACCACGCCGACUGCUUCACCUGCCGGACCUGCCACCGGCUCCUGGCCGGCCAGCGCUACUACCAAAAAGAUGGGCGCCCCAUGUGCGACACCUGCUACCAGGCCACGCUGGAGAAAUGCGCCAAGUGCCAGGGACUGAUCGUGGAGCGCAUCGUCCGUGCCCUGGGCAAGGGCUACCACCCCGGCUGCUUCUCCUGCGCCACCUGCGGCCGGCCCAUCGGCGCCGAGAGCUUCGCCGUGGACGAGCGGGAUGAGGUGUACUGUGUGGCCGACUUCUACAGGAAAUACGCAGUGGUUUGCAGCGCCUGCGAGCACCCCAUCAUCCCCCGUGAGGACAAGGACACCUACAAGAUCGAGUGCCUGGGACGCAGUUUCCACGAGAGCUGCUACCGCUGUGAGAGCUGUGGGACGCCCCUGUCGCCAGAGCCGACGGAGAACGGAUGCUACCCCCUGGAUGACCACCUCCUCUGCAAGUCCUGCCACAUCCGCCGGCGGAACGAGUCGUCCUGCUAAAACCCCCCAGCUCAACCUCCAUCUUCCAGCGCUGGACACCAAAAAGGAGGUGCACCCACCAGGAUGCACCCUGCGGCCAGUCCUGGGUGCCCGCUGCACCCCAAAACAGCCUCAGGACUGGCGUUUUUGUCACCGAAACGUAGCCGGGACCCCGACCAGGGCUGGCCGGGCGGAGAAGCGCAGCUGUAGUGUCCCUGCACGGCUCUGCGCUCAUUACGAACAUAAAAAGCCCUGGCACAGCAGUGGUGGCGGAGGAGCUGAGGUUUUGUUCACUUAUUUCUUUUUUUAAACUCCUUUUUCUGAGGCUGUUUGGUUUCCUUGGGUGUUUUUUCUUUCUUCUCGAGCUUCCUUGGGAUUUCACUUAAACAUUUCUCUCUGCGGUGACACAGAGAGCGGGCACUGAUUCAGUUACUCGCAGUUAAAUAAAACCCCCGAGUUUAAAA